AUGAACCUUUAUUCAAACUUGUCAGCGCCUGGAGUUCCCAUAAAUCAGUGCAUUGACUUUACUGCUCCAACCAGAGGCCCUGAGCAUCUGCAGGCCAUGGGAGUAGUGCCUGUGUGGAGUAGUGUGGACAUUCUCUUGCUCCAAUACACAGCAUUAUGGAAUGGGUUACUGCGAACCACUUCAAGUGCAGAUGAGGUUGCAGCGAGAACAGCACGCCACUCUUUGUCCUCCUGUGCCGAGCCUGUGUCGGUGUCAGUGUGAGGUGAGAUCGUUGGAAUGGCCACGUCCAGUCAAAGAAAUUUUGACUCACUGGACCUUGCAGAACUUGCUGAAAAGCAGCCAUGGUGGUGCAAGCUGUUUGGCCAGGAGUCUGGGCCCUCAGGUGAAAAGUAUAGUGUGGUAACCCAGCUAUUAAUUGGAGGGGUCACUGGAUGGAGCAUGGGUUUCAUAUUCCAGAAGGUUGGAAAGUUGGCUGCAGCAGCUCUGGGAGGAGGAUAUUUUCUCCUUCAGCUUGCAAACCAUACUGGGUACAUCAAAGUUAACCAGCAACGAGUAGAGAAGGACAGGAAGAAAGCCAAGGAACUGCUGAAUGUCCAUAAGAGCAACCACUUAUCUAUGGAAAUGAAAAGCAAAACUGAGGAGAUGGUGUCAUUUGUGAAGAAUGUUCUAGUGACUGGGUUUUUAGGAGGAUUUCUGCUUGGCAUUCUAAGGAGGAUGACUUAUUGUUUCCCUUUUUUCCAACUAGCAGCCUCUUCGUUCCAUCUUUGGACAUCUAGUCUACUCUCCUUCCUCCUCUUCUCCUGUGCCUUCCUCCCUGCUUUAGCAUAUCAGAAUAGCUUCUAUAGGCAUCUGUUGGUACAAUGUGAUAAUGACCCUACUGUGAGCUUCAUGACAACGACGGAAAAGAUGAUAGACAUUAAUUCUCCUCUAAGAACACUCCCCGUCUGA
Messenger RNA from Phyllostomus hastatus (greater spear-nosed bat), 948 nucleotides. Its product is annotated as FUN14 domain-containing protein 2-like. The transcript has 2 exons. The record is from RefSeq and is a predicted model, not a curated record. Gene Ontology annotation, biological process: autophagy of mitochondrion. Gene Ontology annotation, cellular component: mitochondrial outer membrane. NCBI's taxonomy places the organism in Eukaryota, Metazoa, Chordata, Mammalia, Chiroptera, Phyllostomidae.